AUGCACACUGCACCCAAAGUCAAGACAUGUACUUUGCGUUGCCAAGCCCACGGCGACCAACAGCAUGCACAGCUUAUCAGAGCACUACCUGGCUGGACUCGGCGUUUCGCAGACCGGGCAAUAUAUGGACGUCUCAAGGUGCGGGACACGGUCUUUUUCGGACCGUUCGUUCACGUCAGCGGUGAAGAAUGUGACAUGACGGCCUAUCAAUCAAGCGCAAGGGGCCGAGAUCAUACUACACGUCCUGGGAUAUUAGUCUCUGAUGAAUUGGAAAGAAUCGUGGUCCAGCUCCAGCAAGCGGUGCAUAACCUGGAAGACCGCGAAGCCAUCCGGACCCUGCUCGAUCGGUACACGGCUCUACACGACCAAGCCUUCACCAAUCCCGUCGCGCGCCAAAAGUGGGAGAAUUUGUUCAGUGAGGACGCUGAAGUUUCAUACGCAUUUGGGAAAUACAAGGGCCGAAAGGGUUUGGUGCACUGGGCCUGGGGGCCAUCCGUUUCAACAUAUCCGCAAUGCCACUUGCAAAGUAGCAACUUUGACAUUGCGCUCAGUCCAGAAGGUAACACUUCGGUCGUGAGGUCGAAUUGUAUCACACAUUGGCUGUACGACAGAGGUGUUUUGGACCAGCAUUUUGACGCGGGAGGGGUGUAUCAAUGGAUGUUGGUAAAGGAAGACCAACUCUGGAAGAUCCAGAAGCUGGAUCUCAAGGUUGUGUGGACACGUGGGUUUGAUCUGGCGGGCGUUUCCAGAGGGGAAACCUCGCACCCCCAUUAA
This is a messenger RNA of Exophiala aquamarina CBS 119918, 774 nucleotides long. RefSeq lists its product as uncharacterized. NCBI's taxonomy places the organism in Eukaryota, Fungi, Ascomycota, Eurotiomycetes, Chaetothyriales, Herpotrichiellaceae. The transcript is spliced from 2 exons. The coding region runs from base 1 to 774 and encodes 257 amino acids. The record is from RefSeq and is a predicted model, not a curated record.